Molecule: messenger RNA, 1302 nt
Organism: Enterobius vermicularis (human pinworm)
Lineage: Eukaryota; Metazoa; Nematoda; Chromadorea; Rhabditida; Oxyuridae
Source: the annotation of a GenBank genome assembly
AUGACGAUCGGAACAUUUACUUGUGUAGAGACAUCAUGCUCGUCAGCCCAACAGAGCGCCGUAGCACGAGAGGAAAAUUCACAUGACUACUCUGCUUUCAAGAAGAAGUAUAAGCUCGGUCCUGAACUAGGCCGGGGAGGAUUUGGAACAGUCUAUUCUGGGUUUCGAGUAUCUGAUGGUCUCCCAGUUGCAAUCAAAUUUAUUGCUAGGUGCAAUGUCACAGACUGGAAGAAGAAGUCAGACAUCAGUGCAAUUCCAAUGGAGAUUGCUUUGUUGACUGAAUGUGUUGGAAUUGGUGGCGUUAUACAGAUGUACGACUGGUAUGAACGACCCGAUGGUUAUUUGAUUGUUAUGGAACGUCCUUUUCCUUGCCAAGAUCUUUUUGAUUAUAUUUCUGACAAUGGUCCUUUGAGCGAAACGAUAGCAAAGAAUUUUUUUAGACAGGUUGUCGACACUGUGAUUGCUUGUGACAAAGCUGGAGUUCUUCAUCGAGACAUAAAGGAUGAAAAUCUCAUCAUUAAUCUGAAAAGUGGUCAGUUAAAAUUAAUUGACUUUGGUUCUGGAGCUUACAAGAAGCCCGCUGGCGAAUUGUACACGGAUUUUGAAGGCACUAGAGUGUAUAGUCCACCUGAGUGGAUUAUUUCUUCUGAAUAUGAAGGGGCAAAGGCAGCAGUGUGGUCGUUAGGGAUACUUUUGUAUGAUAUGGUAUGUGGUGACAUUCCGUUCCAUCGGGAUCAGGACAUUGUAAAGCCGUCACCAAUGAUGUGGAGAACGAAGUUGACGAGAGGCUGCCAGCACUUGAUUCAGAAGUGUCUCACUUUUGACUCGUCGAAACGUUUUACAUUGGAGGAUAUCAAGAACCACAAUUGGAUGCGGGAAUCUCCAUCUCGUUCAUUGUCGCCGGCAGAACUCUGUUCUGAGCGUUACUCGAGCGUUCCAGCCCAAUUGCAGACCCAGGCCGUUCAGCAUCCAGCUCUUCAUCAUAUAGUUGAACUUCCUGGUGUCAGUGAAGACAAUUUGUUGGCAACUUUUGAGGAAGCUGUAGAGGCAGUAGAGGAGCCGGAACCUCCAGCAGAGUUGUCCAAGUCGUGUCCAUCAGCGACGUCAAUUAGAAACGGGAGCAAUUCUUGUUGUAAAGUUCUGGACAAUACAUGUCGUUUUAUUGUUGGCAAUUCUGCUAGCUCGUGUUCAGUGUUUUCGAGCAGUUCAAGUUCUGGCACAUUCAGUUUGUGCACUAGUUCAGGUUACGAUACUGCUUCUUCGCCGCCAACCGCAACUUUUAUCUUGGGAAGUGACGAUUGA